Molecule: messenger RNA, 10849 nt
Organism: Ictalurus furcatus (blue catfish)
Lineage: Eukaryota; Metazoa; Chordata; Actinopteri; Siluriformes; Ictaluridae
Product: TBC1 domain family member 10B-like
Exons: 10
Coding region: 813-3509 (898 amino acids)
Source: RefSeq, a predicted model, not a curated record
UUUUAUUUGGAAAAAAAUGUUUUUGAUUUUGUGAUUAGAACUGUAUAUGUAGGUGAACAUACUAUAUGUUUGUUCUGAUAUUAAAAUCGGAGUUUGUAAGAUCUUUUUUUUUUUUUUUUAAAAAAAAGGUAAAUUAGUCCCGGAAGUCAGUGGAUUGUCUCAUGCCGGAAGUGCUCUACACGUGCACUUCUUUUUUUUUAAGUAGGAAAUGCGCCCUCGCGCAGGCGGAGUCGAGCUAGCUCAAUCUGUACGCGGCUAGCAACACACCAAACCGAUUUAUUCAUUAUCGGAGUGGGAAUAAUUAAAUAUUAAUAUUAAUAUUAAUAUAUAUAUAAAACACAAAUAAAAGCGGAGUCUACUUUCCUUAUAAACGGAGACCUCGAUGAGACAUUUAUUUGUGUAUUUAUUUUACUGCCGAAAGCAAGUAUAUCUAGAGAAUUUACACCGAUGCUAGCCGGAACCCAUACAACAUUAACCGCCUGCGAAAGCUAAGCUAACAGGCUAACACGAAAUUUACAUCCUGACCCGGUCACCGGAGUGAAGUUUUGCUUUUUAUAUUUUAUCUCUGUAUAACGUUAGGUUCAUUUUUAUUUAUUUAUUUUUUUGCCGUGUCGUGCUGUCACUAAUUCUAACUGAAAGGCGAGAACAAGGAAAGGGCGCCUCUGCAAACGAAGCUGUGGAGGGGGAAAAGCGGAUAACAUCCUCACCGGGCGGACGUCGCGCAUCCUGCCGGCCUGCGGGUGAGUUUAUCCGGUCAUGAGCCUCACGCAACGCCGAGGAUUAGCGCACAGGCCUGACGCACUAGAGGAGCGAUGGCCGAGGUCUCAGCCCUCACCCCUUCUCCUCCGGCGAUGGUGGAUCAGUCUGUAGCUCCUCCUCCUCCUCCCUCCGCUCCCUCCCUCCCUGCAGUGUCACCUAAACCCGUCGUUCUCCCAAAAUCCGCUUUGUAUGGAGACCGAGCUGUCAUGGCCGCCGCUGCGUUAACGCCCCUGAUUAAAGAGACCUCUGUCCCUUUACCGCACUCUGGGGAGGCGACUUCAUCUCUACCUGAGAAUCCUCCUUCUGUUACAGCUGCCUCGGAAUGCGCUCGUCCUCCUGACCGAGGGGACGGAGGUUUCCUCCCGACGCCCGAGCCUUUAACGCAGCAAAACCUCUCAAAGGAACCACCGGGAGGGGCGGCGAUUCCUGAAGCUCCGCCUUUUCCAGCACAAAAUCCCACGACACAUCUCGAUCUGACCUCAAACUCCAUGUCCUCAUCACACACGCCUCCUCGGUCUCCUCCGCCUCUCGCCACCUUCGACUCGGAUCCGUUGUCAGACCCGAAAUCCGAUCUUCCGUGUCUCGUGGUUCACGAUUCGUCGGUGCCGUUCGUCGUGCCGCCCCCUGCUCAAUCAGGCCCCGCCCUAGACACGCUGAGCUAUCUGGAAUCCGCGAGCAUGAUGUCGGGAACGCUGGACUCUCUGUCAGGCAUCGGCGAGGAUGGAAGCUCGCUCGGGUCGGACUCGGAGCUCAACGGCCCGGUUUCGAGACGCACGGAUAAAUACGGCUUCCUCGGAGGAACGCAGUACAGCGAGGGCAAUGUGGCGGAGCUCAGCGUGGAGGUGGCACGGCACCGAGAGAUGAAGUGGUUGGACAUGUUCAAAAACUGGGACAAGUGGAUCUCUCGACGCUUCCCCAAGGUGAAGCUGCGCUGUAGGAAGGGAAUUCCAUCGUCUCUGAGAUCUCGAGCCUGGCAGCUUCUCUCCAACAGCGAGGAGCUUCUGAUGGCAAACAUCGGCAAGUUCGAGGAACUGGAGAGAGAGCCCGGAGAUCCGAAGUGGCUGGAUAUCAUCGAGAAGGACUUACACCGACAGUUUCCCUUCCACGAGAUGUUCGCUGCUCGAGGAGGCCACGGCCAGCAGGAUCUGUACCGUAUACUGAAGGCUUACACCGUGUAUCGGCCGGAUGAAGGCUACUGUCAAGCCCAGGCUCCUGUGGCUGCGGUCCUGCUGAUGCACAUGCCUGCAGAGCAAGCGUUUUGGUGUCUGGUUCAGAUUUGUGAGAAAUACCUGCCCGGCUACUACAGCGCUGGACUGGAAGCAAUCCAGCUUGACGGAGAGAUUUUCUUCUCUCUGCUGAGGCGCGUGUGCCCCAUGGCCUACCGCCAUCUGAAGAAGUUUAAGAUCGACCCCAUCCUGUACAUGACCGAGUGGUUCAUGUGCAUCUUUUCCCGCACGCUACCGUGGUCCUGCGUCCUCCGCGUCUGGGACAUGUUCUUCUGCGAAGGGGUGAAGAUCGUGUUCCGUGUGGGUCUGGUCUUACUGAAGCAGAUGCUGGGUUCUGUGGAUAAACUGCGGGAGGUACAGGGAAUGUAUGAGACCAUGGAGCGCCUGAGGAACAUCUCGCCGGACAGCAUCAGAGAGGAAAUGCUGGUUCACGAGGUCACUGUCGUGCCUGUAACCGAGGCUUUGAUCGAGAGGGAGUGCGCCAUCCAGGUGAAGAAGUGGCGCGAGUCUCGCGGUGCCCUGACACACCAGCCGGGCCGCAGGCUUCACGGCACGCGGGACAUCCACGAGCAAAAGCGCCGCGCCGCCGCCAUCAGUUCCGGGGGAAGCUUGUCCUUCCUGGGCAGCUCCAUGUCCUCUCCUCCGCCCGGCCCCCUGCGCUCCUCUUCCAGCCUCCUCUCUCUUCCCGGUUUCCGGAAAUCCAAAAAUCCGUUCUCUUACGGUAAAAAAAGCUCUUUUUCUGGGGAAACGCAGGUGUUUGGAGGCGGGACUCCUAUAAUGAUAACCUCGUCUGGUCCACCACGCCCACCUGUUUCUGCCGCGGCCCCGCCCGCCGGAGGUGCAGGAGCGCAGAGGCCUAGUCCUUUAGUGGCGAAACCCCCGACGGCACCAAAAUCUCCAGUGUCAAAUUCUGGGCCAGAAUUAACAUCGGCGCCGAAAUCUGAACCGGAACCGACGUCGGCGCCGAAAUCUGGACCGGAACCACCAUCGGCGCCGAAAUCUGAACCGGAACCGACGCCAUCGCCGAAGUCUGAACCGACCCCGGCGCCAAAAUCUGAACCGGAACCUACACCAGAAUCUGCAGCAAAACCCACAUCAGAACCAGCAUCAGUGUCGAAAUCCAGCGAGGAACCCGCUCCUCCGUCGAUCCCGAACCAACUCCAGCCCCCCAGAGUAGUCUCGGAACAAGUCACGCCCACGAUCCCGUCUCCCACGGCCAACAACGUGCCUCUGCCUCUCUGCGAGGACGAGGGCAAGAAGAAGAAGAAGAAGAGCAAGGAGGAGAAGAAGAAGGAGAAGGAGGAGGAGAAGCUGAAGGCGCGAGAGAAGAAGGAACGCGAUAAGGCGGAGAAGGAGAAGGCGAGGAAGGAGAAAGAGAGGGCCGAGAAGGAGAAGGAGAAGGCCGAGAAGGAGAAGGAGAAGGCCGAGAAGAAGAAGGAGAAAGUCGGCAAAAAGAAGGACAAGGCCGCAAGCGCCGAGGCGGAGGAGAAGAACGGAGCCGCGGCAGCCAAACACGCGGCCUAGCUUUCUGAACUAAAAAGGCGAAUAGAGCACAAAGGAAGGGAGGAUUUACAUCUUAAAGAGAAUUGGAUCACGUUUUAUGGCUCUGAAUCCUCUCAUUUACAUUCACAUCCAUUAGAAGAGAUAUUAAAACACGCGCACCUGCACACAGUCAGUCUGUACAUAGAUCAAUAGGUCGUUAUUUAGUAAGACGUCCAACCAUAAAACAUUCAUCCGAUCCCUCUAAAUCGGACAGCGACCCCAAUAGACAUUGUCCUCGCCGUAGACUUAACAACGAGCCCGUAUUUAUGAACAUGUCUGUUAGCGUGUGCUUGUGCGUGUUUACAUGUUCGUGUAGUGUAGUGUCGCUGUCCGGUGUUUCUGACUUGACCCGUAGGAGGCGCUCUUUUUCAUCCUUCAGGAAGAAAUGGAAAGAGGGGGAAAAAAAAAAGAAACCAGUGUCUAGUUUGGCCACUAGAGGGACUGGAAGAACAGACUGAACUGAAACUGGACUGAGGUUUGUUAGAAAUGGUACUGCGGUCAGAAUAGCGUGACUUGCUUCCCGACUGAAACCCUUCGGCCGUCUUCUUAAUCUUCAUAUCUUAAGAGUCAUUAUGCCUGCUCGCUCUGUUUCUAUUUCAGCUCUCUGAUUGUCUCUGUGUGUGUGUGUGUGUGUGUGUGUCCCUCUGCUUUUGAAGACGGGACUAAGGCUGAGCGAUACGACCAAAAGGUUUCAUAAUCAUGAUACGUGAACUGCCCUCAAAAAUCUGCAGAAAAUCUCUCUUGAAUGUCUACAAGAAGCAGGAUCUCUUCACAGCUCCGGUUAGAGACUCCCCGGUUCGAUCCCGAGCUCGGGUGAAGAGGUUUUUUUUUUUUUUUAUUAUUAUAUACACGUUUUACAACAUUCUUUCCAUGUACGUUCCUUCCAGGUUUUUCUCCGACCUCCUAAAGAACCCCAUACUGAUACACAAACUUGACCUUAGGUGUGAGGUUUUAAAGACCAAGUGCAAACUGUUACCAGGAAACAAUUAGCUUCCAGUUAGAUUGAAUUGUUAUUUUUUUUGAAAAGGAAACGAUAUCGCGUGAACGAAGGUACGUUGUGAAAUAAUUUCUCAGUAUAUCGAUGCAUCGCACGUCACAUCGCUCAGCCCUAGAUCCUGUUACAUAUGUUUUAUAUAUUUGUUUCUCGGUCAUACUUUUUUUUUUUUUUUUUUUUCCUUCCUCAAUAUAUAUAUAUAUAUAUAAUUUCUCUCAUUCCUGUGUUUCCUCUCUCGAUCUCUCGCUUUGUCUCUCCUCGGCUCUCGUUAACCCUGAUCCCGUUUCCCUCUCUGUUUAAUGGUGAACUGGAAUCUCGACACGAUACCCGGCAGAGUAAACAGAAAAGGCGUAAUGCUGCAGCGUGAAGAAUCGUGACGUAUUGGGGAGAAUUAAAUGUCUGAACUUGACUCGAUGUUGGUUAAACCUGCUUGGACUUUCACCUCAGAUUCAUAUUUAUUUGCUUGUCAAUGAAGGAAUUAGUCUGUUUGCACUGAACCCUCUUUAUUAUGAUGAUGAUGAUGAUGAUUUAUUAUUUUGUUUUUGUUUUUUUUUGUUUUUUUUUGUCCUGAAAGCACCACUAACGUUUGGUUUGCGUUGUUCUUUCUGACGUUAACGAAUAACGAUUUUCGGUAGCAUUAACGUCCGAGCUCGUCGCCUUUAGGGCUCGAUUGCAUUGAUGUACAGUUUGUUAAUUUAACCAGAUGAACAAUUAUAUUGUGUAUUAUUCCUGUUCUUUAUCGUAUUUUAGAUUGUAUUAUUGCUAUUUUUUCUAUGCAAGAAUCCAGAGGCCUGCGUGACUGGAAGCGUAGCGGCGGCUUUUAGACGAACUCGAGGAUGUAUUUUUAAAGUCAUUUCUUAGUUGUUGUGUUUUUUUUUUUUUUUUUGGUUAUGAUGAUGUGAUUUUUUUUUUGUUUGUUUGUUUGUUUGUUGUUUUUUUUUUUUUUUGCACAUUUUAUAUCCCAAAAUUUUGGAGAACAAAACCAAGCAGUAGCUUUUUUUUGUUGUCGGUUUGUUUGUUUUGGUCUGUUCUAAAGUCACGACCGUGACAGUAUUUAGCGCCUUCAGAGGCUGCUUUACUUUCUCACAUCAACGUCGCCGAUCGGCCGAAACGUUCUGCUACAAGGCUAACGUGGCCGACGAGUAACGGCUCUCGCAAAAUCUUCCGUGGAUUUGUAAGCGUGAUCUUUCGUUUUACGUAAAGAGCGUCGUAAAGUAGCGCGGAGAGUCCCAUUUCAAAACGGAACUACGUUAUCGUUAACGUAACGUUCCGGAGGCGGGGCUUAAGGAGCGGAUCAGACCGCUCAGUGUUCGCUGUGUGUUUGGUUUUCUCCACCUAGGUGCCGUUCUUUAGGCGGGCCUGAAACAACCGGUCCAAGUGCAUCUGACCAGUGAUCGCCGUGAGAAAUAGAUUAGACCCCGACUCGACUCGACUGCAGGAAACGAUUCAAACAAGCCGAGUGUCUUCGUUUGCGGCAUCUGAGCUACUAAACUGGAGAUUCAGCCGAAGGGCAGAGCUGUAGUGCUGCAGAAAUGUUGUGUACGGAAGAUCUGGAUCAGGGAAUAAAAAGACGCGCCAAAACAAGUGUUUUGAAACUAGUUAUUUAUAUUAGGGAGUUAUCUAUAACUUCCUCCAUCGCAGUGGUUUGUUAAAAUAAUCAUCGUGGAGUGUUAAAACAAAACAACAGUAUCAAUUUCGCGCUCUGAUUUGAAGUAAAACGGAAUAAAUUGUGUAAAAAAAACCCGAAACAUUCUGGGGAAGGUUUGUCCUCCGUUGCGUGUUAACUACGUCGGGUUUGAAGCACCCACGUCUUGGCUGGUUGACUGAUUUGAGAUUUUUCAUGAAACUUCCUUUAAGUUUUUAAUAUGGUACGCCCCAUCUCUCUGCAUAACUUUUUCUUCUUAUUAUUAUUUAAGUUGGAGUAAGAGGUCUGAGUCUGUACUGUAGAACUAUAUUACGGGAGGUGUUUGGGCGUCGUCUCGAUGAACCACUGGAACAUCUCGUCCAUCAGCGUGUAGACGUUUCUAAACCAACUCCACCCCCCGAGGCACUCCGCAGUAUUACGCAACAAAAAAAGAACAACCAAUCAGCACUUUGGAAACCGGACUGUGCCAUUGGGACUAUCUGAGAACAUUAACGUGAUGAUGUGUGAGCUGCAAGAUGACGUGUUUUCACUCUUCUUCUGUGCUGCUGUGCUGUGUGUUGUGGUUUCUUUUGUCCCCUCCUCACCUCUAGGUGGUGCUGUUUUGUUUUUUUUUUUCUUUUCUUUUCUAAAACCGUGCUUCACCUGCGCCACUUUGGCGGCUGUGUUCCGAUACCGUUUUUAACGCGCCCUUCUCCGGUCCUUCUAGUCGUACAGACAUUUUCCCAAUUUACCCAGAAUGCAUUGCUACAGGCAAAGGAUGACAAACAAAGCUGUUUAAGUGUGAACAGAAGCAAUAAGUAGAUGCUAGAUGUUUCACGAAAAUGUGACUUUGAUCUGUUAACAACAUGAUACGACCCCAUGUACACGUUAUCGCUGUGAGUCUGCAAGGUUCCCCGAGGGCGUUUUAUAAACCGUGUCGGAACACAGGGCGUGUCUAUGCAAACCCUAAAACCCCGAGACUGACUCCCGUGUGGCGCGUUCUUUCAUUUUUCUCAGAGGAAAGGAAUGACGGGUUGGGGGGUGGGGGGGUCGUGUCUGAUUCGGCCACUAGAGGGAACAGGGGAACAGAUUGAACUUCAGAAACUUUGCUCAGAACUGUCCGGGUUUGGUGAUUAUUUUGUGACUGAAUAUGUAAAAUAUAUAUAUAUAAUAAUAAUAAUCCAGUUUCAAACCUCUACCGCUUCAAGCAGUCUGAUAUCGUGACAUUAAUUGUGGGGCUUGAAGAAAUUAGCAUUUAAGAGUCCGUGUUUUAGAUUCAGCACUGAAAUGAAGCUUUACAGCGCGGCAAAAUUUGGAAUCGGACAGGUCUCCGUUAUCUUCUUCCCCCAACCGCACCCCCCACCCCCCACCCCCUUUUUAAGACGUGUCCCUAUUGCGUCAAGAGCUGAAACUUGGUCAGGAUGUGGAAUUUUAUAUUUAUUUUUUUUUUCCCAUGAAAACACAGCCACCCGUGGUAUUGUAUAAUGACUACACAUCAAGAGGACCGACCCGUGCUUUUAUUCCCGGAGUAGUCGUGUGAUCGUUUUAUUUCAACAGCAGCCAUGUAAAUAAACAUCUCGAGCUGUUCGAGACGACAUCACGACCGUCUGAGCUCGUUUGCGGUGUGAAAAUCCUACGGGAUAGGGAAAUAGGCAAGCGCCGAUGGUGUGCUUUCCUAUCUGCGAUAACCGCUUCAACUACGUCGCGAAUAUAUAUCGUAUUUACAAACGAUACCACGAUUAAAAUCUACUGAUUUUUUUUUUUAAUUAUUAUUAUUAUUUUGUGCAAGUGACAACGUUUAUUUGUUUAACCUUUCAAAUAAACUACCUUUACGAAACAAAUGUACUUAAAACUGCGCUCUGAAUGGGACGGACAUCGUAUCUAGCCAAAGCUCCGCCCACUGAGGCAGCCCCCAUCUAAUGGAACGCAGGAGAUUUUACUAAAGUGUCCAUAAUCGUGUUACACUGCGUCCGGAAUGUCGCGAUUUAUUAUAUAACUCAUAACGCACAUGCCUGCUGGACUGACUUCGUGGAUCAGAAAUUCGCUUCCUCGUUGCGCUAGCUUUUUGUUUGUGUGGAGUGUUUAACCCUCUUGUUUGUUUUUAACUCAUCUUGUUGUUUUUUUUAAGACUAGUUUUCUUUAAUCCCAUCUUGUCAUGUGUCUGUCAAGUCUUUUUGUUUGUUUGUUUGUUUUUUUUAUUACACCAAACCUUGAGAAUAAAAUGAAAUCAUAGCUCGUCAUUCCUUAACUACACGAGGAAAAUGUACACAGUGUAUUUAAUUCAUCAUUAUGAUAGCGAUAAUAAUUGUGACGAAUAAUAAACCGUAAUAUAUUAAAUCCCUCACUGUGUUUGGAUUUUGGUUUACGGUUGUCUUUGUGUUUUUAAGAAGAGUUUGUGGUGACUCUUUCCAUGACGGCCGUACAGUUGAGGCCAGAAGGCUUUCGUUCUGACCGUUUUUUUAUACCGGUCUUGGAGUAGGAGCUUCUUCCUUCCUUGUCCUGGCGUUCAGUUGAGUCAAAGAUUUGUGCCUCCUUCCUGAACGAUGCGGUAUCCGUGUGCUCCUAUGGUUUUUAUUUUUGCGAACGAUUUUCCUACAGAUGUUCGUGGUGUCUUCAGUUGUUUUGAAAUUGCUCCUAAUGAGGAACUCGAUUCGGUCCAAAAUGAAUCUUUCUUGGCUACUUUGCUCGGAUUUUCCAUCGGUCUCGAUGGCGAGAAGACACCGGCUCUAACGCCAGGCCACAAGUGUGCGCCCAGUUACCUCUUUAUUUAUGACUUGGCCAAUCAGAAGCAUCUAAAAGUCAAAUCAGUUCAUUUCUGGAAACUUCCAGACGGUUUAAAGAGACAGUCGGCUUGGUGUAUGUAAACUUUUGACCCACUGGGAUUCUCACCUAGUGAAUUAAAGCUGAAAUAAAGGUGUGUCUUUUAAAAUUGUUUUGAUGUGAACGAUGUAGAGGCUUCAAUCGACUUCAAUCAGCCGUAACAUUCAAACCCCUGACAGGUGAAGUGAAUAGCAGCGAUCAUCCCGUUCUCGAGGGGUGGGAUAUAUUCGUUAAGCAGGACGUGGACAGUCAAUUCUCGAAGUUGAUGGGUUGGAAGCAGGAAAAAUGGGCAAGCGUCAAUGAUUGAGGGCCGGAUUGUGAUGGCUAGACGACUGGGUCGGAACAUCUCCAAAAACGGCCGGUACCUACCAAAAGUGAUCCGAGGGAGGACGACCGGUGAUCCGGCGACAGGGUCAUGAGCGCCCAAGGUUCAUCGGUGAGCGUCUGGAUUGAAGGCUAGCCCGUCUGGUCCGAUCCCACAGAACUACUGUAGCACAAACUGCUGAAAAAGUCAACACUGGCUGUGAUAGUAAGGUGUCCGAUCCAUGGAGGCCCCUCCUCACGACUUACAGGAAUUAAACUAUCUUCCGCUGACGUCUUGAUAUUGUGCCGGAUACCACAGCACACCUUCAUGGUCUUGUGGAGUCCAUGCGUAGACGAGUCCCAGCUGUUCUGUCGGCACACGCGAUGUUCCGCAGGUGGUUUUAAUCUUACAGUCUAUACGAUGACCCGUGAAGACAUUCAUAACCUGCACUAAUGUGUUUAUAUGGCAUUAUGUAUGUAAUUAUAAUUAUUUGGGUGGGGGGGAUGACCGUUUAUUGCAGGGUUUAUUAUGCUGAAUAAGUUAACAAUGCAUUGGAUGUAGACUUUAUAAUACAUUAAAUCGCCAACACCAAAUAAAUUCCUCUGCAGUUUAUUUUAUUAGCGUGUUAUAUUUAGUCUUAGACACACCGGGUAAAGUUUAUAGUGUGUUCUGAUCCUCUCUUCAGGUAACUGGUCUUGUGCUCUAUAAGAUUAUACAGAUGCUUGCUUUCUUUGGUGCUGGUGUUGAUAAUGUGUCAUCAGAGACUUUGUGAACUGAUCUUACUUUGUUUAGAGUGUUCAUAAGGUGGGGUUUUGUUUAUAUAUAUAUAUAUAUGUAUAUAUGUAUGUACUACCCAUAAUGCACUGCAUAAGAGCAUACAUUAGCUUGAAGCAGUCGUUAAACGCCACGAGAGCUGUGAUUUGAUUCUGUAAUGUUGACACGUUUCCUUUUGAAACACGAAAUCUUGAGAGUUUGUGGAUGGGGGCGGGACAAACGUGGUGUAGAGGGCGUUUGAUUGGCCACGGAUCAGGUCAGUACAGGGUGAGUCAUUUUAAAAACGUCGCUGUUUUCCUGGAAAUUAAAGGUGCAAGUAAAAUAGUGACUCUUCUUUGAGAAUCUAGCAUUUGGUAGACAAACUUUUCUCUUUACUCAUUCACCGUCUCUCACACAUUCUCUCUCUCUCUCUCUCGUUGCACUCAGGAUGGACAGACGCAGGCGUACGAAAGAUAAGGUCGCUUUAUUCACAGUUUCUCUCUUUUUAUUGCUUACAGAGGAGUUGGUGACAGAGCAAAGAAAGCAUGAGGGAAGCGAGGGAUUGCGGAAAGACGAGGGGAGAGAGGGAGAGAAGAAGGGAAUGGUUUCUUUCUGUCGCCUCUCUCCACUCCUCUACUGUCUUGACUUUCUCUCUCUCUCCGUCGCUCCAGCCGUCCCUCUUUUGUUUUGUUUUUUUUGGACACUUCUCAUUCCUUUCUGAUUCGAGUGAGGGAAAACAAGAUGGCAGACGCUGGAUGGCUGGACUUUUCUAUUGUAGAAGGAAAUCCCUCCAUUUUGUUUUGUUCGCGCCCCCCCCCCCCCCCCCC